AUGUCAUCGCAGGGCAUUCGCCUGCGCCUCGCCAUCCGCAGGCACGCGGUCCCUGAGGUCAAGCUCGUGUGGCCAUGCGUCACCUCCGAGGACCUCACAGUCGCAAAGCUCCUCGCCCAAGUCAACGAAGUGGUGCCCCUCGAGAGUGGAGAAUGGGGUCUUGAGGACUACGCCGUUGAACUAACCGACGGCAAUGGGGGCAGCUUUGAGUGUUUGCACUUCCAGCAGGUUGGCAGGAUCUUGAAGGAGGAUGACCAGGUCUUGAUCCGAUCCCUUCUUACCGAAGACCUCAGGCGACGACGACUCACCGGACGACACCAGAUUUCCUCUGAUGGGCGGCACCUCGUUGACGGUCUCGCUUUCGGAAGACCGUGGCUGAGGGUCCCCCGAGAUCGACCUGCCCUUGACUUGCCUCCACGAAAACGAGCCCGACUGGAAUAUGACAUCGAGGAAGAUGAGGAGGACGAGGAUGACGAAGAAGAUGAGUCCUUCACAGACGAAGACUCUACGGAAGAUGAAGAGCUACCAGAGCAGCUCAUGCUGGAAGGCACAGAGCCAUUCGAUGCCGACGAGCCUAGCAGCGUUGGCAUACAUGCAUUGUUUGACGAUGCCGAUCGGGAUGCCGACAAUGAAGGCGAUGACGGUAUCGACAGCGACGACAACGACUUCCUCCCAGGCAACGAUGCCGAGAGCAGCGCCGACGAGGAGGAAGACGUCAACCUCGAGGACGAGCUACGAGUUUUGCAGGAAGACAACGCUGUCAUAGGAGACCAGCCGUCAACGGAGCACCUGGAAUUCGACUCUAGCGACGACGACGAUUUGCCUCGGGGUCUUCUCACGGCCCAAGAUCUGGACCUCUCAUCCCUUGACCAUAUCGCCACUCUUCGAUCGGCGUUUCCCCUAACAUCAGUAACUUCCAUCCAUACCGAGUUGCUCCGUCAGCAUAUGAACCUGAGAGCAACGUUCCAGGCCCUCGCCAAAUCGAACGAGCCGACUAUGAGCUUUGACGAAAUGAUGGAUCGAGCAUUAACUGGGUUCAUCGAUUACUCUCAGCCAGCCCUUCUCGGCCAAGAAACUUCGUUGCUCGCGGGUCUUGGCGCCCGAGAAUCUGGAAGUCCAGACAUCAGAGGGCUCAGGGGCUCGGCAAGGCCAAUGAUUGAGGAGGUAGAGAGUAUCGAUACUCCUGCCACAGGUGGUCCCAGGAUGGAAGCCCCAUCGGGAGAAUUCACCUUCCGCCAGGUGAUGAACAUGAGCGUCGAGGCUAGUAGUGACGACACAUCCAGCAGUGAUAGUAGCUCAGAAGCAAGCUCCGAUGACUCAAGCUCCGACGACGAUUCCGAUGACGACUCCGACGACGCCAUGGAUAGCUCUGACAGCGAGUCUAGUGAUUCUAGCGAUUCCAGUGAUUCUAACUCUGAUUCUGACUCGAGCUCAGGUGACGAUGCCAGUGUCAACAACUCCACGGGCCGCCUCGAAGACGAUGACGACAGCUCGAGUGACUCCGACUCCAGCAGCUCGAGUGACGAUUCCGCAUCAGAGCCAGAGGAGGUUCCCUCAAAGAAGGAAGCUCCAGCAAAGGCGCUCGUAGUCCCGGAAGUUUUGAAGCAGAUCCUCGCUACAUCUACUACCUCGCCACCCAUCGCCGCCCCUGUCCCUCCUGGUUGCGGUCUUACCAGAACCCAGAAGCGAAAUGCUCGGAGGCGAGACGCAAAGAGGCUCAAGGAAUCAAAUGGCGCUCAAUUGCAGUCGCCGAUGAUUUCUGAAGUUGAGAACGAGGAUGCGGAGCUAUUGGCUCGAAAGAAAGCCCUCCUGCUCAGCGUGGUUGGCGAAGAAACUCCCAAGACCAAGGCAGAGCAAAUUGCAGUUCCUAGUAGCACAGAGAUCCACCCCAAGGACACACCCACGGUAGAAACUCCCCAGGAUGCCCCUCCGAGCAGCGAACCCACCUCGCAGCAGCGUCGCAUGAAGGUUGACAUGGGUGCUGGACGCAGACUUUUGUUUGGCGCACUCGGGCUGAAGAACCCCAAGUCAAAGGCCGACGAAGACAAGCUUCGAAAGAAUCUGAUGAAGGAUGUGCGACCGUUGGAGAACCAUCGAAUUCAAGAUAUCCCAAAAACCAAUGGCGCCAAAGAGUCUGAGCCAGAGCAACCCGAUGAAGAUCCUGAGGCAUGGCGGGAGAAGAUUUCAUACCGCGGCGUGGAAUGUUGCCACGAGGGCAUGGUGCUCAGCGAGCCACCAUUUCCGUUUGUGCAACGUUGGGAUCCCCAACAGCAGUAUGGGUCCAUGAGGAAGAGGAAGCGAGAGUCGCAGAAUGUGUACGACGAGAGCUACUACGAGGAAGAUUCCCAGUGGAACGAAGACGGCACCGAAUGGGUAGAACCCGAGAAGAAGAAGAAGAAGUCGAAGAAGCGAAAGGGCAAGGAUAACCACGGUGACGAUGAAGGAAAGGAAACCAAUGCUGACGCGGACGUGAUUCUCAACUACGAUGACACGCCAGCCAAGGCUCGUCCGGAAGACAGCCAGUUCACAGACGUGGACGAUCUCCCAUCUUUGCCAUCGGAUCUCACCACCCUCUCCGUGCUCGAGUUUAACGACGUCAAGCCCGGCAUGGUCGUGACCUGGAAGCAGCUGCUCAUGUCCAAGGCUACAAGCUGGCAACCCCAACUCGCAUCUCUCACGGGCUUGGUCUUGUCCAUCAGCGACGAUGACUGUGUCCAUGUUCUACUCGCUAAAAGAGACCGUGAAGAGAAUGACAAGGUAUACGAUGAGCACACCGGCAAGCGGGUAUAUGACAAGUUUGAGGCGCCAGACUCGGAUGAAGAUGACGAAGACGAAGGAGACACUGGACGAAGAGACGUGGAGUGGACAGAGAUGACUGAGACGAGAUUGGUCCAACCCGCGCCGCCAUCCAGCUCGCCGAGUGCACCCGCGAACGGAGAUUCGGUCCAGGCGGCUGAGAGCGCACCAGUGGCCGAUUCAAUCGCAGACAACGUAAGCAAGAAAAACGACGAUAACGAGACUGUGGCUGAGGAGUUAGAUACGCAGGAAGUGAUGGCCGGUGUGGAAGUCGAGCUAAGAGACCUAGAGACAACCAAGACUGCGCCAAGCGAUAUAUCGACCCCGAUCCCAUCCGGACAAGCCCCGCCACGCAUCGAGGUGAUCGCCUCGAACGACUGGCCAAACAUGGCGGCCCAAAGUACAGACUCGCCGAUCGAGAGGGAUAACAGCCCGAGCCGGCAAUUACAGGAAAUGUCACAGGUGGCUUCUACUCCAGAGAAACGGGACCCGGAGGUUACUUCUGGGGAAAAGAACGAUUCUAAUGUCGACCAACCUGUUGAAGGAUGUGACGCUCUGGAAAUCGACAUGGAGGACUGGAACCCUACACUUCUGAAAGAUUCUGAACUGGAGUCAGUGAUUCCCGAUAGUAUGCCGUCUCUUGGUCUCCCUCAACCAUCAGAUGUAGACAAUUCUCGCCCAUCACCUGUGGUUGAGCACCCUCUCGCGGUGGCUUCGUCAGUAGGCAGUGUUCACAGUGGACGACAACCACCCUCAAACUAUGGCAUGGAAGAGUCUCACGAGCGCAUUGAGGAUUCUGCGAUGGGAGACACUACUCCUCGUGCACGCGACAUGACGCCAACCCCACGAGAUGGCCCGUCUAUUGAUGAAGACAGGAGGAGCAGUAGUCCGUUCCCAUCUCUGGACGAGAUCUUUCACACCGCCGCCACGUCGCGACACACACAGAGCCCUGGAAAACCAGCACAAAUGUCAGCAAUGCAGUCUCUGAAAGCUAGUGUGAGACGAGACUUUGAGUACGAAGAGGCGAUGCGCAAGCUCGAUGAGGGUGAGGAGGAGUCGGACCUGUCAUCGGACAAGAACAAGUCGAUCCGGAGCUUGUUCCCGAAUGCGACACAGCCUGAAGCCGAAGUAGAUCUUCCCAAACUUAUUCCACCCAAGUUGGAGACACCACCAAGGUCGGCACGGUCUCAGCGAGCGAAGCGAUCAUCGCCGUUUAGGAUCCCAGAAGGCAGCCAAGUUAUCUCACUCAGCUCCAGCCCGGACUCAUCGCAGUUUGUAGAGGAUUACGCCCUCGACAAUGACGACGAAACCUACAAAGAGAGUCCUCAUCCAGACGGAUCAGGUUUAUCCCAGAAAAAGGACCGCGAUGUGACGCGACGAGAGACUAGGAGCCGAGGAAAGAGUGUGCCAGCGACAACAAGAGGCAAGCCCAUGCGGACCAAGCUGGGACGUGGCCGGACAUCUUUGCCACCAGCAAUGGACGCCAACGCGAGCGCGGUCAGCCAGAUCAAGGGGCGGAAGAAGAGGGGCGGCAAGUCUUGA
Ilyonectria robusta is the source of this 4338-nucleotide messenger RNA. RefSeq lists its product as uncharacterized. The coding region runs from base 1 to 4338 and encodes 1445 amino acids. The record is from RefSeq and is a predicted model, not a curated record. Lineage: Eukaryota; Fungi; Ascomycota; Sordariomycetes; Hypocreales; Nectriaceae. The transcript is spliced from 2 exons.